UCUAAAUUUUAUUGCCACAUUUUGCAUCAAAACCAGUAGUUUUGUUUUUGACUUUUUUGAGAACAUGGAAAUUGGGAUAGAGGAUGAGAUGGUGGACAUGUCAACGUCACCACCAUCAAAUGGUUCCAUGAAGAUAGCAAGGAGCAAUGACUUUGGUCACAACAACAAGGAGUUUAUGUCUAAGGAAACAUACCUUAGGAAUAGGUACUCAGAAAUUGACAUAGAAGUUGAUGAUUCAAUUUUCAACCAAAAUCACCCUCUCCCCAUAUUUCUAAAGUUUGAAGAUGUAGAGUAUAAGGUGAGAAAUAGCCAAUCAAUUUCAAAUAACCCUGUGAAGGCAAUGGUAUCAAAGGUAGCCACACAACACACAGUGGAAGAAGAUAGAUACAAGAGGAUUUUGAAGGGCAUUACUGGAAGCAUUGGCCCUGGUGAAAUUCUUGCUCUAAUGGGUCCCUCUGGCAGUGGAAAAACAACCUUGUUAAGAGUUAUAGGUGGAAGAUUGCUUGACAAUGUAAAAGGAAAAAUAACUUACAAUGAUGUUAAAUAUACUCCAUCUGUUAAAAGAAGGAUUGGUUUUGUGACACAAGAGGAUGUGCUUUUCCCACAAUUAACUGUGGAAGAAACAUUAGUCUUCUCAGCAUUUUUAAGGUUGCCAACCAAUAUGAACAAGCAGCAAAAAUAUGCAAAAGUGGAGACAACUGUCAAGGAGCUAGGCCUUGAAAGAUGUCGACACACAAAAAUAGGUGGAGGAUUUCUCAAAGGCAUAUCAGGAGGAGAAAGGAAAAGAACAAGCAUAGGCUAUGAAAUUCUUGUUGAUCCUUCAUUGCUUCUACUUGAUGAACCAACUUCAGGCCUUGAUUCUACCUCAGCAAACAAACUCCUUGUCACACUUCAAGGACUUGCUAAGGCUGGAAGGACUAUAAUCACAACAAUACACCAGCCAUCCAGCAGAAUCUUUCACAUGUUUGACAAACUUCUUCUGAUAUCAGAAGGCUAUCCUAUUUACUAUGGAGCUGCUAGAGAAACAAUGGAGUACUUUUCAUCCUUGAGGUUCAGCCCUGAAAUAGCAAUGAACCCUGCAGAGUUCUUGCUUGACAUGGCAACUGGUGAAGUGAACGACAUAAGUGUUCCAACAGAUAUUUUUGAAGAUCAAGAAUCUACUCAUGACCCUUCAGAAGCUGUUAUUAAAUAUCUACAACUCAAGUACAAAACUCUACUGGAGCCAAAAGAAAAAGAGAAUCACAGAGGAGUAAACACACCAGAACAUCUUCAAGUAGCCAUUCAGGUUAAGAAAGAGUGGACAUUGAGUUGGUUGGACCAAUUUGUGAUUCUUUCAAAGAGAACAUAUAGAGCAAGAUGCAAAGACUAUUUUGACAAGUUAAGACUAGUUCAAGCACUUGGAGUAGCCCUUUUGUUAGGGCUACUUUGGUGGAAAUCUUCAACCAACACAGAAGCUCAACUCAGAGAUCAGGUUGGUUUAGCAUUCUACAUAUGUAUAUUCUGGACAUCUUCAUGCAUUUUUGGAGCAGUCUAUGUGUUUCCAUUUGAAAAGUACUACUUGAUAAAAGAAAGAAAAGCUGACAUGUAUAGAUUAAGUGUAUACUAUGUAUGCAGCACUUUAUGUGACAUGGUAGCACAUGUUUUCUAUCCAACAUUUUUCAUGAUUAUUGUCUACUUCAUGGCUGGAUUUAAGAGGACUGUGGCUUGCUUCUUUCUCACAUUAUUUGUUGUUCUACUAAUAGCUAUAACAAGUCAAGGUGCAGGAGAAUUGUUUGGAGCUGCAGUUAUGAGUAUUAAAAGAGCAGGGAUGGCAGCUUCUUUGGUACUAAUGUUAUUCCUCCUAACUGGUGGCUACUAUGUUCAGCACAUACCAAAAUUCAUGCAAUGGUUAAAGUAUCUUUCAUUUAUGUACUAUGGUUUUAGGCUUCUACUAAAAGUGCAAUAUUCAGGAGAUGAAUUAUAUGAUUGUGAAAGCAAAGGAGGGUGUAGGCCUCUACAGAGUUCACCAACAUUUGACACUGUAAACUUGAAAGGUGGAUUAAAAGAAGUUUGGGUUAUGGUAGCUAUGGCUAUAUGCUUUCGUUUGUUAGCUUACUUUUGCCUCCGUAGAAGAAUUGAUGUCUGAAAUUAUUAAUCUUAAUUAUUCUAUGAUCAUCAAGUUUGUUGAUUGAGAUUAAUGUUAUUAGUAAUUUAUCUCAUUUGCAUUAAUUGAGUUAGGGGUGUAUUAUGUAUGUCAACCCACUUGAAGUUGGAGGCAAAAUUAAUAACUUUAUUUAUUAAGAUGUAUUUUUCAAUUCCAAC
Messenger RNA from Cicer arietinum (chickpea), 2301 nucleotides. Its product is annotated as ABC transporter G family member 26-like. Gene Ontology annotation, molecular function: ABC-type transporter activity; ATP hydrolysis activity; ATP binding. The record is from RefSeq and is a predicted model, not a curated record. NCBI's taxonomy places the organism in Eukaryota, Viridiplantae, Streptophyta, Magnoliopsida, Fabales, Fabaceae. Gene Ontology annotation, cellular component: membrane. Gene Ontology annotation, biological process: transmembrane transport.